This is a messenger RNA of Cooperia oncophora, 528 nucleotides long. The record is from the annotation of a GenBank genome assembly. NCBI's taxonomy places the organism in Eukaryota, Metazoa, Nematoda, Chromadorea, Rhabditida, Trichostrongylidae.
AUGGGUUACGGAGCUGAGAAUCUUACGAUGGACUUACGUUCAAAAUUGUUUUCCAACAUUUUGUCGCAGGAUAUGGGUUAUUUUGACUCACCCCUGCACGCUUGUGGAAAGAUAUGCACACGAUUGGCUACUGAUGUACCAAAUUUACGAUCAGCAAUCGAUUUCCGUCUGAGUACGGUAAUCAUGACCAUGAUUUCAAUGAUUGCUGGUAUUGUGUUGGCAUUUUACUAUGGGUGGCAAAUGGCGCUACUGGUAGUUGGAAUACUUCCACUGCUCGGUUUUGGGCAAGCUUUGCGUGUUCGUGUGAUGGGUGGUAAGCAUCGAAAAAAUGCAAAGGAUUUCGAGGAUUCUGGAAAGGUUGCUAUGGAAGCAAUUGAGCAUGUCCGAACAGUUCAAGCGCUCACCAAAGAGGAAGCAUUCCAUGAGAAAUUCUGCAAUUAUCUCGACGCUCCUCAUCAUGACGCCCUUCGUGAAUCAUUCAUUCAAGGACUCGCCUAUGGGUAUGUUAACGAUGCUGACCAGCACUAG